AUGAGGCGCUCCAAGCUUUUCUUCGUCCUGCUCGCGCUCUCCCUGCUCGUAUCCCUCGCGCUGGCGCCGUCGUGCCGCGCGAAUGAGAUCGACGCGGAAGAUGACGCCGACGACGACGAUGUGUCGGACGCCGCCGUUUCCGCCGACGCGUCGCCUCCUGGUCUCGUGAAUGCGCUAUACCGCGCGAGCAGGCGGUUCCUGUGGUCGCCGCGCAUGCUGUCGUGCAAGUCGGACUGCGAGGACAAGAACAAGAAGUGCAACACGGAUUACAGCGAGUGCAAGCGCGAGAACAAGGACGACAAACACGACCACCACAAGUGUACGCACACGUACAAGAAGUGCAAGAAAAAGGCCAAGAAGUGCCGCUCCAAGUGCGACUAG
Molecule: messenger RNA, 381 nt
Organism: Closterium sp. Naga37s-1
Lineage: Eukaryota; Viridiplantae; Streptophyta; Zygnematophyceae; Desmidiales; Closteriaceae
Source: the annotation of a GenBank genome assembly